Umbelopsis ramanniana AG is the source of this 3938-nucleotide messenger RNA. RefSeq lists its product as uncharacterized. Bases 40 to 3663 code for a protein of 1207 amino acids. Lineage: Eukaryota; Fungi; Mucoromycota; Umbelopsidomycetes; Umbelopsidales; Umbelopsidaceae. Gene Ontology annotation, molecular function: hexosyltransferase activity; UDP-glycosyltransferase activity. The transcript has 16 exons. Gene Ontology annotation, biological process: carbohydrate metabolic process. The record is from RefSeq and is a predicted model, not a curated record.
CUGUAAUCUUACUUCCAGGUUCAAUUACUUUUCGAUAUAAUGGAUGGCGGUCACCACACUGUGCUACAGUUCAUCACAGCUGCAGCGCAACUCAUUGACGCACAAGAAGAAGAAGAGUCCUUAAAAGAAGAUACCGAAUCCAUCAACGACUUACCUCCUCCAAUUACUGAUUUGGGUCAGUCUAUCUAUGCCAUCUACCCGGAUGUGGUUCUGUCGCAGUCAUCGGAGAAUGAAGGCGAGCUUGCGCUGGUCAAAUCCACUUCAAAUGGCAUAUCCGACACUUCAUUGAAAGAACUUCUAGCUGAAGCCGCUGAAGGAAAUAUUGAAAUACAAGCUAGUCGAUACGAACGUGGGGAUGAUGAUUCAAGACCUGUAGACUCCAGAGAUACAGGUAGUUCUUCACAACAAUUUCGAGAACUCAGUAUACCUGAGAAAAUGCAAGUUAUCUUCAAGUUACCCAGAGCCGAAGAAAUAUUAGGAGAAUGGCCAUGUUAUAUCGUUCGAUCUGUAAUUGUCGCAGGAUUUUUAUAUUUGACAGAAGGACACUUAUGCUUUUAUGCUUCUUUACCAAAUAACCAGCAUAAAAUUCAAAAGUCUGGCUUUUUACAAGUGAAAGCAGCAAGCAAGUCGAAAACAUUUAGCAGGUGUUAUUUUGAACUGAAGAAUGACGUGCUUUCUUGGUAUGAAAACGCAACAGACACAUAUUGUCCCUUGGGGAAAGUGGACCUCAAAUAUGCACUGGAGAUCAAGCACUCUAAGAAACGAGAGCAUGGCUUCCGGAUAGUAACCAUGAAUCGAACAUGGCAACUACAGGCUGAUACCAAGGCCAGCAUGGUUGAAUGGAUUAAUAUGCUUCAGCGAGGCAUCUUCAAAGCAAAGAACAAUGGACCAAGCCUGAAAAUCAUGUUGCCGUUUGAUAAGAUAUUUGAUGUGGAGAAAACAGAUACUUUUGAUUUCCAACAAUUUAUCAAAAUCAGGGCCGUGGGCAUUGACGAUAAUUUUACUAUGGAUGAGUUCUAUUUUGCGUACUUCUCAGACAUCAACUCUACGUAUGAAAAGAUCAAGAGCACGUGGGCCAUCAAUCAACAUGCUGAUUCAAAGAAACAUACGUCCAUCGCAGAUUCUGACCGCUCGAAUUCUCGACUUACGCCGGCCGAGUCUUCCAUUGCCUCUGAAGACUCGUCAGAUGUAUCGCCUGCCCUAUCCAUAUCAGACCUGUACGAUAAUGAUGUACGUGCCAAAACCUCGUCAGUACAGUCCACCUCGGCUUCCAAUAUCAUCAAUGCCGCAGCAUCCUCAACAUCCGCAGUAACAUCCGCAGUGGCAAAUGCAUUCGCUAUCCCUUCAGCCAUCAAAGGAUUCUUAGGCGGAAGGAGCAUGUCUGCAAGUACCAAAUCCAUUGAUAGAGAAAGCACGCAAAGCCCCUUGGACAGUGUUAAAGAUGAAGACAAAUUUGCCAUCAGUGAUGGAUCGAGCUCUGAAGAAGAGGAAGCCGCAAUGGUGGAUUGGCUAAAGGACAAGCGUCGAUCAGGCUUAAAGCUUGUCUACAGUCUACUUGGCGCGUCUGGGUCAAAUGUGCCGGAAACGGCCGGUUACAGUGCUGGCUCAGCUGUUAGUGACGACUGGCGCUCCAAACCAAACUAUGAUCCAUCGCUGAAUUCGCAAGACGAUGAUGGUAUUGACACAAGGGCUAGGGAAAACUUUAAAAAGUACUUUGUCCUUCCCGAAUCAGAAGAACUUCUGGCAGUGUAUCGAUGUUCCUUUAUGAAGACGCUUCCAUGCUAUGGAAAAUUAUAUAUUUCACCAAAUUAUAUUUGCUUUAAUUCUCGGGCGUUAGCUACGCGAGCAAAGUUCAUUGUACCAUUACAGGACAUUGCUACUGUUCAAAAACUAAGGAGCCGCGGUUACUUUUUUUACGGGCUUAGCAUUCUGACGCAUAACAAGAAAGAGCUAUUUCUCGAGUUUGCCUCCAUGUCCAAAAGAAAUAGCUGUUUCGCCAGGAUAUUUAUGUUGAACCGCCAAAAUCAUUCUACAGAAGACCCUGAGGAGUUGUUAGAAAAAACGAGAACCUGGGAAGCGAAAUUUACUAGCGAAGAUCGAAGUCAAGAAAUCGAGCAUAUCGUCACACCACCUCAAUUGGCCGGACGCCCUUUUCUUCAGAGUAGCAUUCAUGAUCAAACAUUUGACGUUCCCGAUGCAUCGUUGCAUUUCACCUGUUUAACGAUAGGAACUCGUGGCGACGUUCAACCAUAUAUUGCUCUUUGCAAAGGUCUGAUGGCAAAGGGACAUCGCUGUCGUAUUGCAACACAUGACGAGUACAAAGAGUGGAUAGAGGAGCAUAACAUUGAGUUUUGUUCUGUUGGAGGUGAUCCUGGCGAACUGAUGCGCCUGUGCGUCGACAAUGGCUUUUUCACCAUGAAUUUUGUGAGAGAAGGUUUGAAGCUGUUCAAGGGAUGGUUCGAAGACUUAUUACACAGCUCAUGGUUGGCUUGUCAAGGCACUGACGUUCUAAUUGAAAGCCCAAGUGCGAUGAUUGGAGUUCAUAUGGCGGAAAAACUUGGUAUUCCAUACUUUAGGGCAUUCCCGAUGCCAUGGACAAGAACACGAUCAUUUCCUCACCCAUUCGCCACCCCUAAUUCACCAAAGGGUCGACUUUACAAUGAUAUGACUUAUGUUCUGAUUGACCAUGUUAUGUGGCGAGGCACAUCAACACAAAUCAACAGCUUUAGAAGACACACACUCCAGCUCCCAGCAACGACUUAUGAAAAACUUCAAAUGUGGAGAGUUCCCUUCUUGUAUUGUUUUAGUCCUAGCAUUGUUCCUAGCCCGCUGGAUUGGAUGGACUGGGUGCAUUGUACUGGCUAUUGGUUCCUUGACAGACCUCAGACCAAUUGGGAACCUGAAGAAGCGUUAUUGACGUUUUUGAACAAAGAAGAUGACAAGCGACCCAUUAUUUACAUCGGGUUUGGUUCGAUCAUUGUCCCAGAUCCAGAUGAAGUGACCAGAACCAUCACCGAGGCUGUUUUGAAAGCAGACGUACGAGCCAUUGUAUCGAAAGGAUGGUCAUCAAGAAUGCAAGAUAAAGCUCAGGGCUUAGAAACAAACGAGGCGUCCAUUCAAGAUCGAAAAGCACAUGAUGAAACUCUACAUGUUCACAAUGAAUUCCCUGAUACCAUCUAUUGGGUCAAAUCUGUACCUCAUGAUUGGUUGUUCCCAAAGAUGUCAGGAGUUGUCCAUCAUGGUGGAGCAGGUACAACCGCAGCUGGCCUACGAGCAGGCAUACCUACUGUGGUUAAACCAUUCUUUGGUGAUCAAUUCUUCUGGGGCGAACGACUGGAGGAGAUGAAUAUUGGUCUCUGUUUGAAAGAGAUGUCAGUGGAUUUACUUUCAAGCGCCGUAAAGACAAUCACUACCGACGAGAGUAUGAAGAAAACAGCACGGCUUGUUGGUGAGAAGAUAAGAGCGGAAAACGGUAUCAAUACCGCCAUUCAGUGUAUAUAUAGGGAUCUUGAAGUAGCAAGACAACGCACCAUCUCAUCCACUCAAGCACACGUGCAAGACGAUCCGUUAUCUACACCACAAGAUGAUCAAGAAUGGCUGCUUGUUGACCCAUCAUCGCCCAACUCUAUAUCUAGCUCUCACCCUUCCCUUAAACCUGAAUGAUACAGUUUGAUUUAGAAACAACAUUUUUUUUUUCACUUUUUGGUCCACAGUAAUUUGGGAAAUACUGGCCACCUGCUAUGGUAGGCAAUGAUUCCUUAGUUCAAUAGUAUAUAACACCACUUUCCUUUCCGCUUCCUUCCUUAGCUCCCCUGUUAGCAACACAGAUUAUGAUGAAAUUUUUCAAAGCCAACCCUUUUUUAUGAUUGAGAUGAUUGUAUUUGUUGACAUCAGGCGGCGCUGAUAGUCAAGUGAAUUGUCUCAAAGCAAGCGACGAU